CCCGAGCCCCGCCCGCUCCCGCCUCGCCUCCGCCAUUUUGUGGCCGAGCACUGCCCGCCGAGGACCGGCGCCGCGGCGGAGCUUUCCGCCUUCCCCCCGCCCUCUCGCGCUCCCACUCUAGCGGCGCCUCGGCCCGGCCCGGCCCGCGCAGCCAUGUCCUCCAGCGCCAGCCCCGAGUACGCCUCCUUCUUCGCCGUGAUGGGCGCUUCGGCCGCCAUGGUCUUCAGCGCCUUGGGAGCUGCAUAUGGAACAGCAAAGAGUGGCACAGGUAUUGCAGCCAUGUCUGUCAUGAGGCCUGAGCUGAUCAUGAAGUCCAUCAUCCCUGUGGUCAUGGCGGGUAUUAUAGCAAUCUAUGGCCUCGUAGUGGCAGUGCUCAUUGCCAAUGCCCUCUCACCUGAGAUCACGCUAUUCAAGAGCUUCCUUCAGCUGGGUGCUGGCUUGAGCGUGGGUCUCAGCGGUCUGGCUGCUGGCUUUGCCAUCGGCAUCGUGGGCGAUGCAGGUGUCCGGGGCACAGCACAGCAGCCCAGGUUAUUUGUGGGGAUGAUCCUCAUUUUGAUCUUCGCUGAAGUCUUGGGUCUCUAUGGCCUCAUUGUUGCCCUUAUCCUCUCCACGAAGUAAAUGUUGCGGUAUGAUGUAAAGAGAUGUAACAAAUCUACGUUUAACAAAAAAAAAAAAGCUCCAGAAUGAAAAUGGUUUCUCCAAUGUGUACAGUUGUCCCAAUUUGGUAGUUGAUCUCUUGUAAAUGCGCAAUAUAUGUUAGUGACUCGUCUGUCCUGUGUGUACUUCAAUAUUAACUUGGAUGGGCUGCUCCAAGCCUGCUGCAUGGCUUGGGGUGGCCUGUGUGCAAUUUCCACCCAUUGCUGUUAGUAUUUUAUGUAUAAAUAUGAACUAGAAAUGUAAUUUUUUCUCUUCACUGGAUGUUUAUUUAUAAAAGACUUGACAUGUUCAUACAUCUAUGGAGCAAGGAUUUUCAAUUUCCCAUGCUAUAUAUAUUAAUCUUAUAUAUAGGUAGAUUACACUGUGGGGUCAAUUGUAAGUGCAGAGAAUUCCUUGGAUGUAAUUUUGAUUCUAAAGAUUGCUGUAGUGUCCUGGUAUUGGAGUAUGAGAAUUUUGUGUUUUAUUACAGCAAUUGUCCGAAACACUCCCGUGUUUCAGUAGUAACCGCGUAUGCUCCGGCAUCAGUCGUGCACCCAGUGUUGGGUUACAAACUUCUACCAUGUUUCCAAAUAAAACUUCCUCACUACA
Messenger RNA from Corvus hawaiiensis (hawaiian crow), 1245 nucleotides. It is a transcript of the gene ATP6V0C, whose product is annotated as ATPase H+ transporting V0 subunit c. Gene Ontology annotation, molecular function: proton-transporting ATPase activity, rotational mechanism. Lineage: Eukaryota; Metazoa; Chordata; Aves; Passeriformes; Corvidae. The record is from RefSeq and is a predicted model, not a curated record. Gene Ontology annotation, cellular component: proton-transporting V-type ATPase, V0 domain. Bases 154 to 618 code for a protein of 154 amino acids. Gene Ontology annotation, biological process: proton transmembrane transport. The transcript is spliced from 3 exons.